AUGGACAUCACACCAGUAUUCAACGAAUUCUUGCGGAAGCGCAAUGCGCCCAUCGUCACCGAGAAGAAGCUCAGCCUCGAAGCGAUCGACGGCUUCCUGAAGGAGGCCUACAGAAUAAACUCCCACAUCACGAACCUACACAACGAGCUCAAGGAUGUCCGACAAGCAUACCUGUCGACAGCGCAGCCGCGCAAGACGCAUAUCCACGCGGCCGCCGCCCAGCAGCCGCGACACCUGACCGACCGCGACCGCGAAGAAGUCGACGCCAACGCGAAGCAGAUGCUCCGCGAGCUGAACGCCAGCAUCACGGCCCUAAAGGAAGCGGAGCUCCUCCGCCGCGAGACCGAGACGGCCGUCAUCCGCAAAAAGUACGCUCGCGGGUUGGGCGCGCUCGGUGCGUGGGCUGCCGCGAGUGACGGCAACAGCGACAAGGGGAAAACGGCUGAGCAUGCCGCGGCCGAGGCCCGCGCGAAGACCAUUGAGCAGCACCGCGAUGAGGUGAUCCAGUGGUUGAGGCUGGGGUUGCAGCGGUGCGGGAGGACGCAGCAGGAUAUGAUGGAGGUGCGGCUCACGAGGGAGAUGGAGAAGAACCGGAGCGUGCUGGCCAAGGCGGGCGGGGGCGGCGCGAUGCCUGAGCUGGGGGGGUUCUACGAGUCGAUGGGCAAGAAAGCCGCAGCCAAGGCCGGUGGUGGGUUGCCGCCUGCGGAUGAGGGCGUGUCGUCGUCAUACGAUCCCCGGGAGAGUCUCACCGAGGAGCAAAUUCAAAUGUUUGAGAAGGGAAACCAGGAUAUGCUUCAGCACUACAACAGUACGCUGGACAAGGUCAGGACGGCGGAGAAGUCGCUGCUCGAGAUCGCGGAGCUGCAGACGCUGCUGGUGAGCAACCUGGCGACGCAGUCGGCACACAUUGAGCAGCUUGUGGCGGAUUCGGAUAACAUCACGGCGGACGUCGGGGGCGGUAACAAGCAGCUGAAGAAGGCGACGCAACGACCAAGCGCUGCGAGAUAUACCUUUUUUGCCUCGGCGGGGUUGUGCACGUUUUUGAUUCUUUGGGAUUUAAUUAUAUAG
Molecule: messenger RNA, 1068 nt
Organism: Colletotrichum orchidophilum
Lineage: Eukaryota; Fungi; Ascomycota; Sordariomycetes; Glomerellales; Glomerellaceae
Product: SNARE-complex protein Syntaxin-18
Exons: 3
Coding region: 1-1068 (355 amino acids)
Biological process (GO): retrograde vesicle-mediated transport, Golgi to endoplasmic reticulum
Cellular component (GO): SNARE complex; endoplasmic reticulum
Source: RefSeq, a predicted model, not a curated record